This is a messenger RNA of Sabethes cyaneus, 891 nucleotides long. RefSeq names its product thioredoxin, mitochondrial. The record is from RefSeq and is a predicted model, not a curated record. Gene Ontology annotation, molecular function: oxidoreductase activity, acting on a sulfur group of donors, disulfide as acceptor. Gene Ontology annotation, cellular component: cytoplasm. Bases 233 to 643 code for a protein of 136 amino acids. The transcript is spliced from 3 exons. NCBI's taxonomy places the organism in Eukaryota, Metazoa, Arthropoda, Insecta, Diptera, Culicidae.
UAACUCAAUCUUUAUAUGGAUGGGUGCAUAUUCAGCUUUAUGAAUCAGUAUAAACGUAGAAUAAAGAGUUUUUUACUCGUUGGUCCAAGGUGAUCAAUUUCACCCGACUGAUCAAUUUCGCCCGAAUCGACGGUACCUACUGGUUUCUAAACUUGUGUAAUAUUUUUGGAAAUUAUUUACGUUACGUUCCGUCAAAAAAAAUUAAUACAGCAUUAUAGAAAGAGAUAAUAGAAUGCUUCGAAUCUUUCGCAAUCCCAGUCUUGGCCAGCGCUUCAUUAGGAAAACCUUCUCAUUUUCAGCAAUUGCAACCAAGCAGUUUGUUAUCAAAGAUCACUAUGAAUUCGAUCAAAAGGUAAUAAAUAGCGACAACCCCGUGAUCGUCAACUUUCACGCGGAAUGGUGCGACCCGUGUAAAAUACUCACACCCAAAAUGGCUGAAAUGCUGGAACCUUCGGAAGACAUCGACCUAGCGAUAGUAAAUGUAGAUGACAAUGCUGAGCUGGUGCACACGUUUGAGGUGAAAGCGGUCCCAGCAGUGCUAGCAUUUCGCAAUGGGGUAGUAGUGGACAAAUUCAUCGGUCUCGUCGAUGCGGAUAUGAUUGAAAACCUUAUUGGAAAAUUAGCCAAGAAAAAGCAAUCUUAGGUGCCCCCUCUAUUAAUAAAAUGCAUUAAUAUUUGUACGUGUGUAUGUGUGGAUCAGAGGAGAAUGAUCGGUAGUCGAGCUGUGAUUGAAUACUGACCACUAACAGAUAAGCACACUGUGUGAUGUGACUUACAAGAAUAAUUAAAUUGCAUGUAAGGUAAAACAAUUAAUACCUGUAAUGCCAAUAAACUAUAGGAUUACAUAAUAUUUUUUAUUAGCAUGAGCCUUCCCGAACUGAAUAGAGAAAU